CGCUCCAUUCGCAUUGGAGAGGUCCCGGGUUCGAUUCCCGGCGAGUCCACUUUUUGCUUUACACCCACAUACCAGGUACUUCAAUGAUAUUGUCAAAAAACAAAGUGUCUUCAACGAUUAAUCCUCGAUGGUCUAACGGUCAUGAUUUCCGCUUGUCAAUCCCGAUCGGGAACAAGCGCGGGAGACCUGGGUUCGACUCCCAGUCGGGGAGAUUUCUUUUUGUCUUUACAUUUGUUUUGUCCUUCUGCCCAUGCCGCUCUUCUUUUUAUCCCCGGUGUGACUUUUAUGAGUCAAAAUGAGUGCACCUAGAAAGGAGAGGAACCCCUAAAAUGUGCCCGCAAUUAUGUCCGAGUACGAGGAUCCAGCCUAGUGUUG
Messenger RNA from Aspergillus ibericus CBS 121593, 375 nucleotides. RefSeq lists its product as uncharacterized. The record is from RefSeq and is a predicted model, not a curated record. The coding region runs from base 84 to 299 and encodes 71 amino acids. NCBI's taxonomy places the organism in Eukaryota, Fungi, Ascomycota, Eurotiomycetes, Eurotiales, Aspergillaceae. The transcript has a single exon.